Messenger RNA from Brassica napus (rape), 4955 nucleotides. Its product is annotated as heavy metal-associated isoprenylated plant protein 43. The transcript is spliced from 6 exons. The coding region runs from base 184 to 609 and encodes 141 amino acids. Lineage: Eukaryota; Viridiplantae; Streptophyta; Magnoliopsida; Brassicales; Brassicaceae. Gene Ontology annotation, molecular function: metal ion binding. The record is from RefSeq and is a predicted model, not a curated record.
AUCCAAGCACGUAGAUAUUGCAAUCUCUUUGAUUAUUUAAUACUGAUCAAAGACAACCUCAACUGCUUCAACUCUAUUACAAUCUAUCAUCUCUUGUCUUCACAUGUUUCCCAUAACUUUUUCUCUUCUUUCUCCAUCCUCAAAGAUUCCACUAAUCCAUUUUUCAUUCUUGUCUAAUCCAUUAUGACUGUGAAGAAAGUUGAGAUCAAGGUGGAUAUAAACUGUGGGAAAUGCAAUAGCGCAAUCUUGGAAGCAGUCACAGUGAUUGAAGGUGUGAAUCAUAUAUCAUUAGAUGAGGAGAAAAACAUACUUACCGUAGUGGGAACAAUGGAUCCGGUCUGCGUUGCUUCACGACUCAAGAAAAUUAAACAGAAGCCUGUGAUCAUCAGCGUUGGACCACCACCAAAACCUCCAGAACCGCCAAAGCCUCCAGAGCCACCAAAGCCUCCAGCAGAGCCUGAGCCACCAAAGCCUCCUCCUCCACCACCACCUGAAAAACCAAAGCCUGUAUGCAACUGCAAACCUAUGUUUCCUAAUCCUUACUGCGCAAGUUGCGAUGUUGUGUCUGUUACUACCUAUGAAAGUGGAAGCGGCUGCACCAUUGUUUGAGUCUUGUAUAUCUUACCUUAAUUGCUGCUACUUUUUAUCAUAACCUUCAUGUCAAGUCCCGAAACUUAUAUUAGUAAUACUUUUUUUUUUAUAAUGCUAUUUUUUUUCAUAAGAUAUGUAUCUUUAUUGUUGUUUCUCUCUCACUUGUUUUAAUUAGUAGCUCCUUUGAUGCGUAGUCUCAUAAACUCCAAAUCUCAUUGGAGAAACGUAUGAUUGAUUGUGCUGCUCUGGAAAUCCAUAAUAAAACCCAAAACAAAGUUUUGCCCAUAAGAGUUUAAAUGCAAUCAUAGAGAAAUGAUUCCUCUUUUUUUUUUUCCAUUGCAAGUAGUUGAUAGAUAUAUAAUAUUGGUAUUGUCAACAUUAGUCCCACAAAAAAUUUCACAAAUUUCCAACAAAUGCAGAUAAUGGAUAAGAAUAACAAUAUAAUAGAGACAAUAAAGAAAGUGAAGAGAGUAGAGAAGAUACAGAGUGUGUUGACACUUGACACCCUGGUUCUAGAGUGAGAGACAGCUAACCAGUUUUCCCCACUCUGUGUGAUUAUAGGUAUCAUUUUCCUUUUUAAGUUCUUUCAGCCAAACUAAGUUCUUCAUCAAAUCUGCAUAUAUAAUCAUCUGAAUUCUUGAAAUUGAACCCUGUCCAUUACUUUUUAUUCUCAUUCCUUCUGAAUCUUCUUUCAUGGCUUCAGAUUCUUAGACCACAACUGCAACUACAUCUGAUAAGCCAAUGGAGAUUAAGGUGAAUCAAGAAGCUAAGUUGAUGGAAAAAGAGAUAGUAUUGCAGGAAACUGAGGAUGUAGUGAAAGACAAACCGGUUUCAGAUUCAAACCUGAAGGUUACAAAGGAUGAAUCUACAGAAGAGAGGAAAGAUGAAAGUGAAAGUGACGAGAAGAAGGUAGCUGAGCAAGUGGAACUUAAAGAACCAACCCUUGUUCCAGUGGUUAAUACUGAAGCUGUUGAUGUGGAGAAAGCAGAAGAGAAGCAAAUAAUGGAGAGUGUUGUUGAAGAAGACAAUAAGGAUAAGGAGGAGAAAGAGGUGGUUGAUGUUUCAGAUGAAGUUGGAAGCAAACAGGUGGAACCAGUUGAUGUUCAACUUGUUAGAGAAGUACCUUCAGAGACUAUAGAAGACAAAUCUUAAAGAUGUUGAGGUUCUUGAAGUCAAGCCAAAGCCAGAGGAUUCUGAAACAACUGAGACUCCGCUUGAGAAAGCAAAGGAAGUGGCACCAGAAGUUGAAGUAGUAAAGGCAGAAGAAACACCUGAAUCAACAGAACAAGCUAGGGUUGAGACUGAAGACGACGUUUCAUCUCGUCCUUAUGUCAUUGAGAAGACCAUUACUGAAGAGAAGCGUGUAGUGGAAGAACCAUCAAAGGAUGAACAAGAGAAAGCAAGUGAAGCCAAAGAUGUCGUUACUAAACUAGCUACAGAAGAUGAGAACAUCACGAAAGACACUGCUACAGAAUCAAGAGAGAAGGAAACUGAAGGAAACAAACAAGAGGAAUCAAUUACAGAGAAAGUAUCAGAGGUUGUUGAAGUGAGCGAUGAGCUGAAACAAGAAGCAGAAGUCACAACCAAAGAAGUUGAUGUUAAGCAAAAACAUUCAAACAGCAUUAUGUCAAAGGUGAAGCAGUCUCUUGUUAAGGCAAAGAAAGCCAUCAUUGGAAAAUCUCCAAGCUCUAAGACUAUCACAACGGAAGAAGCCAAAGAAGAAACCAAAGUCAAGUGAUAAAGAAGUCAUGUGUUAAAUUUUUUCAAGGUUUUUAAAUUUAUUUUGCUUCGUGUGAGGGAAAAACAGAACAUUCUUUUGCUUUUUGUUUAUGGUUGUGUGGUUACAAUUUAUAUCUGUAAACCUACAAGCUUUGUGUUGUGUUAUGGAUGUGUGUUUAGAAAUUUCUUCAAGUUAUUGUCAUGGAAGUAAUUUCUGUUUAGUCUCAAAUUCUUAUGGGAGUUAAUGGGCUUUUAUGGGCCUUAAUGGGUUAUUUUGUAACCCAAACAAUGUCCAGGAUAACUGGUGUACAGAAUGGAUCAACAUACCAACCGGUUAAGACCAAUGUCGGCAGGACCGAAUCUAUUCGGAAUGAUAAAAGGAACUAAUAGUUUCAAGAAGCAAGAUAUUACCACUUAUUUAUAACAAGAAAAAAUGACAUAACCACCUUUGAUUAGGACAUCAUAUAUAAAGUAAGAAACACUUUUAAUAUGUGCGGUGUCAAUUCGAUGCCACGGUUAUGCGUUGGUGUCGGCCACAAUAAUUUAAUAAUUAAGGAAUAGAUGACCAUUUUGUAAAGAAAAUUUGUUCAGUGAAAGCGACUUUAGGAAGAAAUAACAUAUGCUAUUAUACUGACAGACGAAGCCAGACUAGAAUGAUCCACAGACCACACGAUCAUAAGGAUCUCAAAAUAUCAUUAUUUUGUAACUUUCUUUAUUUGCAUCAAAGAGUAUUCAAUGACAACUAAGCUUUGCUGUCAUUAAUAUAUAUACAAUGUUUGAUUGGUUAGCUUGUUAACUUAACAUUAAUUUUCGCUACAAAAUACGGAAGUUGAAAUGAAGCCAAAACAAGUCGGGAUAGGUCAUACGUCAACAACCACAAUUUAAACAUUCUUCAAAGUUUGUAGUUCUUUUAUUUAUUUUUGGAUAAAAGAAUGCUUAAUUAUACCGGUUAUUGAAACGCGGACCGACCAAUAGGUUUAUAUUCAAACUAUAUACGAUAUCCAAACCAGCGAUGCAUCUACAUUGAUGAUGCAAAAUACGAUACAGUGAAUACAAACUGAGAAAUGAACACACAGAGUGCAAGCAUGGACUUGGCACGUGAGAGGACGGCCGGAUAAUGUGUUGACAGACCUGAAGGCAUGUGACUGGUCAACGUGUCUUGUUACUGUUGCUAGAAGGUGUGAAGCCAUACCUCUCGCCGAACUCCACGGCGGCGAUUGUCCCGGCCCACAUUCCCAUUCCGACAAUAAAAUGGUUUUUGAAUAGUAUUAUGGUUUCAAAACAUAUAUAAAAUGCGUUGUGCUUGGGCUACGUGUACCUCUUGGUACGCUAUUUAACUUCCUGACAAGUGCCAUGAAAUUUAGUAGUCUAACGACAAACAAUUGUUUUUUUGUCAACAGAUAAAAGAAUUCGUAGAAUAUGUUUUUUCUUGAUUUUAACAUUGGAUAUUUUCAAUGUGACAUUUUGUAUAAUUGGUGUAGAAUUUAAUUACCGAUUUCUUUCAAGAAAGAAUAAGAGCUCUACAUUAAUAGGAUAAAUAUAUAGUAUCACCGGGCUGGAAACCUAGUUAAAUCAACUAAAGGCCACAUUUCAGCAACUUUUAGCUAGCGUAAUGGGUUUAUCAAUUUAAAUCGACGUCAAAACGUAGUUGAAGUUAUUUUCGUGCACGUAUCUAUAUCCCACAUCACCUUCAAUUUAUAUAAAUGAUAAAAAAAAAAUUCCUAUAAGUUUGUCUUGGGUGCCCAGGAAAUUAGUUUAUACACAUGACACGGUAACCUCAAAUUGAUAGUCUGACUCUUUCCUAAUACUUAUAAGAAAUUUUUAUUUAAAUAUCAAUAUUUUUUUUUUAUCAAUGAACAUGAUAUACUGGUUUUAUCAUUUGUUUUUAUUCAAACAUGGGGUAAAAGUAAGAAUAUGAGAAAGAAACAGUAUAUUAGAGCCAAUAGGUUUCAGGAAAUAAUUAAUUUAAGAGUUAUUAUUCACUUAAUCUGUUUGAAGUAAAUUGUAAGAUACCCUCUUUUACUCCCAAAAGAAAAAAAGAAACAAAUAAAUCAUUUUUGAUCAAAAAAAAAAAUCAUUAAGGUUUGAAAAAAUGAAAAAAAAAUAUCCCUAAAGAAAAAGGCCAUACAGAGUGGACACCACGUGGCGUGGCUCAUACAGUUCUCUAAAGUCAGGUCUAUAUAUAACCAGACCAUACAAGGAGAUUCAAGAGUCCAGAAUCAUCAAGAGAAGUUCUAUUAUAAUUUAGCUUUUAAACAUAAACAUUUUCUUACAAACUCAAAGAGCUUGAAAAAUGAGUACAGCUACUUUCGUAGAAAUCCUUCUGGCUAUCCUCUUGCCUCCUCUCGGCGUCUUUCUCAAAUUUGGCUUAAAGGUUGAGUUUUGGAUAUGUUUGAUAUUGACGCUGUUUGGUUAUCUUCCCGGGAUCCUUUACGCUCUUUAUAUCAUCACCAAGGACUGAUUUUCAUAUCUCAUCUGUUCUUUCCUCUCGGUCUCCUUGAGGAAACAGCUGUUCGUCGUCGUGAUCUCCCAUUGGGACUGCUUCAUCAUUUGUUUUAUCUGUUCUGAGUAAUUAAUUGUCAUUGUUGUAUUUGUAUUAUUAUAUACUUUAUGCUGAUAUAUAUGAAGAAGAAUUCGUUGGUUUA